CAAGACGGUGUCAGUGUGAGUGGCUCUACCGUAGUAUACUGACCUUCUCAAACGACAUACGUAUACAACCGCCACUUUCUCACCACUCACUCCGUCUGUCCUCUUCUUCUCUGCUGCUUGCUGUCAACACUAACUACUGCGAGUCACUUCUGCCUAUUGAAAUCGCAGCAGUCAGUAUGGUGACAGGCUACUCGCAUAGAGCAGCAUUCGACAGUGGUGUUCUGUCUGUUGGUGAGAUUCACAAGCUGCACUACGAACAAUAUGGCAAUCAGGAUGGCAAGCCAGUGAUCUUCUUGCAUGGUGGCCCUGGAACCGGCACCUCCAUCGGGAAUACGGCCUUCUUCGACCCGUCGGUAUAUCGUGUGCUUCUACUCGACCAACGAGGCGCGGGCAAGUCUAGACCCGUGGCCGAGACUCGCGAGAACACAUCGCAGCAUCUCGUGGCGGAUAUCGAGACCUUGCGAAAACACUUACACAUCUCCAAGUGGCACAUGGUAUUCGGUGGCAGCUGGGGCAGUACACUUGCUCUUCUGUACGCACAAACGUACCCUGCCGCCGUGGGCUCUCUCGUCCUUCGUGGCAUCUUCUGUGGUCGGAAGCUGGAGACAGACUAUGUGAAUGGCGCGAAAGGAGCGGCGAUGUUGUUUCCCGAACAGUACGAGAACUACAUCAACUACUUACCACUUGAGGAUCGCCACGAUCUUUUUCAGGGAUAUCAUAAGUUGUUGAGCUCUCCAGAUCACGAAGUCCGUCGUGCUGCAGCCAAAGUCUACAACUCAUAUGAGUUCAGUCUGAGCAAAGUCGAGCCGCAACCGGAGGAUUACACGAAGCUGGAAGACGACGACUUCUCUCUGGCGCAUGGCGUUCUGGAGUGCCAUUACUUCCAAAAUAAUAUCUUCCUGGAAGAUGGCGAACUGCUGCGACCCGAGAACAUUGAUAAGAUUAAGCAUAUUCCCACCAGUAUUAUUCAGGGUCGAUUCGACUUCGUCUGUCCUCCACGCACCGCAUGGGACUUGCACAAGCUUUUACCCGAGUCCAAGCUCUAUAUGAUUCCCAUGUCAGGUCACAGUGCUAUGGAACCCGGGAACUUCAAAAAGCUAGUGGAAGUCUGUGAUGAGUAUGCUCAGCUCCAGCUCGUCUAGUCUCGGGCAGCAGAAGAGUAGACCCAGAGAGCUUCUGCAGGCUCGAGAGCGCCGAUCCAUCUGCAUUCGCUCGGCAUUGAUCACCUCAACACUUUAUUUCAUCCGAGAUUCGACCCGGCUGUAGAUAUGAACCCGGCUGCCAAGUGCCCAUCAAUGUCCGCAUACCAAGUGAAGAGCUACUGACACUAGUGAUGGCGAUUUUCUUGCAGCAACCCAAUUGGAAGCGAGGCCAAGAACCAGAGCUUUAUCCACAUAGAUUACCUCUCUUCACCUAUCAUGUCUACUGUAUAAUCAUCAUACGCCUCAGAGAAUUCUUUUACUUUAAGAUGUGAACCUGACACUGACCUGUCGUACAUACACACCAACACACACAUCACACAUCACACAGCUACCAACCAUCAUGGGGCUCAACGAAAAGCCCACUCCAGUCACUGUCGACAUCACCCCAGCAUCCGAAGAACAAACACCACAGCCCACCCCCGAA
This is a messenger RNA of Sphaerulina musiva SO2202, 1626 nucleotides long. RefSeq names its product proline iminopeptidase. Gene Ontology annotation, cellular component: cytoplasm. The transcript has 3 exons. The coding region runs from base 177 to 1142 and encodes 321 amino acids. The record is from RefSeq and is a predicted model, not a curated record. Gene Ontology annotation, molecular function: aminopeptidase activity. NCBI's taxonomy places the organism in Eukaryota, Fungi, Ascomycota, Dothideomycetes, Mycosphaerellales, Mycosphaerellaceae. Gene Ontology annotation, biological process: proteolysis.